AUGUCACGUGACUACCUCCCUGCCUUCUGCGCCGAAGAGUGCAUCGAAAUCUCGUGAUGGUGGAGGUGGCACGUGCUUCCCUUCACACGUUUAAUGAGCCCGUCUCCUUCUCUUCCUUGGUAUACGCACACACGCCUAGUUCGUGCCAAGCCUUUGCUUCACACACUCCUCUUUCUCCCAGACACGCUCGAGCGCUACACACGCGUGAAAGCCUCGUCUUCCAAUUCUCACGCUGCACGCUCCUUCACGCGCCUUCUCUAUCUCACGGCCAGAUCCGCCCUUUUUCACCCGCCGGAGAUCUACCGUCUUCUUCUCCUCUCUCUUGGUUUCGCUGACGGCGACAGACUGGGAAUCCUUUGAUCGGAAGCUCCAUUUCUAGGGGUUUUUAGUAUUUCUCGACGAUUGGCCGUGAGGAGGCUUGUGAUUGUUGACAGAAUUGCGCUAGAAACAUACUCACCGAGGUAGAUGGAUGAUAUAUGAUUAGGAAGGUAGACUGAGAGCAGCUUAUGCACGUCGAGAGAUUGAAGAUCAAUUUCGUUGGAUACUAAAGUUGUCCUCACUUUUCUGACUAACUGUAAGCAAUAAACAAGGAAAAAUCAUAGAAUAUUUGGCUGCAUUGUCCAGAAGGAUUACACGUGGAGUGUUAAAACCAGAGAAGUAAAGAUGGAACAUUUCAUCAGAAGAAGGCAAUAACGUUCUUAAACUAAUAGAGCCCUGGGUGGUUGGGUUAUAAGAGGAGUUAUGGCAACGGAUAUGCAGAAACUGCUUGGAACUAGUGAAGAGGAUGAUGAUGAAGAAAUGGAUAUGGAUGUGAAGGAAGAAGAUGAUGGAGACCGACGAAAUAGAGACACACGCGCUGCUUCAGGCAGUAGUAAUGAUGAGUUUAUGUUUCAGCAGUCAAUGCAAGAUCAAGUGGGCACUCCUGGGGGAGGAGGAAGUCGCAGAAGUAGACCGCUUGAAGAGAAGGAGCGAACUAAGUUAAGAGAGCGCCAUCGAAGGGCUAUUACUGCAAGGAUACUAGGCGGGUUACGAAGGCAUGGGAAUUAUAAUCUCAGAGUUAGAGCUGAUAUUAACGAUGUUAUCGCGGCUUUGGCAAGGGAAGCUGGAUGGGUUGUUCUUCCUGAUGGAACUACUUUUCCAGCCAAAUCUCAGGGGACAAAGCCUACUGGUGGUUCUUCUGCGGUUGCUGCAGGUUCAUCAGCUUCUCACAUUGCGUCACAGCAAACCUCUACUCCUGCUCUUAGAGUGGUAUCAUCUGGGCGUAGAAGCCCAGUGGAACUCAGCGCUUGCCGUAUGAAAGGUGUUUUCACACCCGCUUCAUCGCCAUACGAUAAAUUCCCAACUCAAUCUCCAGAACUGGUUGGUAGUGUCAAUAAGGCUGAGGGGCUUGUUGGUUGUUCAGUUGAUGUUAUCAACUCUAAACAGAUUCUCGAUAUUCCUCCAAAUCUGACAGAGCAAGAUUUCUCUGGCACUCCUUAUGUUCCGGUUUAUGUGAUGUUACCACUUGGGGUUAUCAAUAUGAAGUGUGAAUUGGCUGAUCGAGAUGGACUGGUAAAGCACUUAAGAAUAUUGAAAUCAAUCCAUGUCGAUGGGGUUAAAGUGGAUUGUUGGUGGGGAAUAGUUGAGGCUCAUUCCCCCCAGGAGUAUAAUUGGACUGGUUAUAGGCAGCUUUUUCAGAUGGUCCGCGAUCUUAAUCUUAAGAUACAGGUUCUAAUGUCCUUUCAUGAAUGUGGAGGCAAUGUUGGUGAUGAUGUUUGCAUCCCACUUCCUCACUGGGUGGCAGAAAUAGGGCGAACCAAUCCUGACAUAUAUUUCACUGAUAGAGAGGGAAGACGAAACCCUGAAUGCCUUUCUUGGGGUAUUGACAAGGAACGUAUUUUAAGAGGCAGGACUGCACUUGAGGUGUACUUUGAUUACAUGAGAAGUUUUCGGAUAGAACUUGCAGAGUUUCUAGAGGAUGGUGUAAUAUCUAUGGUUGAAAUUGGACUAGGCCCCUGUGGAGAGUUACGGUAUCCUUCUUGUCCCAUAAAACACGGGUGGCGAUACCCAGGUGUUGGAGAGUUUCAGUGUUAUGACAAGUAUCUCUCGAAGAGCCUGAGAAAGGCAGCAGAAUCAAGGGGGCACCUGUUUUGGGCUCGAGGCCCAGAUAACACCGGCUCCUACAAUUCCCAGCCACAGGGAACCGGUUUCUUCUGUGAUGGAGGUGACUACGAUGGCCUCUAUGGAAGAUUCUUUCUCAAAUGGUAUUCACAGGUUUUGAUAGAUCAUGCUGACCAAAUCCUCUCUCUCGCUAAACUAGUCUUCGACAGUAGUUGCAUUGCAGCAAAGCUCCCAGACGUCCACUGGUGGUACAGAACAGCAAGCCAUGCCGCUGAGCUAACCGCUGGAUUCUACAACCCGAGCAACCGAGAUGGUUAUGCUGCAAUUGCAUCUACUCUCAAGAAGCAUGGUGCCACUCUAAGUUUUGUAUCCGGAGAAGUGCAAGUUCUAAACCGUCCAGAUGAUUUCUCAGGAGCAUUAGGAGAACCUGAGGCAGUAGCCUGGCAGGUGUUAAACGCUGCUUGGGACAGCGAUACACCGGUUGCUCGAGAGAACUCGCUUCCUUGCCAUGAUAGAGUUGGGUAUAACAAAAUGUUAGAAAGCGUUAAGUUUCGGAACGAUCCAGAUAGAAGGCAUUUGUCAUCAUUUGCCUAUAGUAGACUCGUCCCAGCUCUCAUGGAAGAACAUAACAUUGUCGAAUUUGAGCGGUUUGUGAAGAAAUUGCAUGGUAACUAAAAUCGGAAU
This is a messenger RNA of Arabidopsis lyrata subsp. lyrata, 2784 nucleotides long. Its product is annotated as beta-amylase 7. The transcript has 10 exons. Gene Ontology annotation, biological process: polysaccharide catabolic process. The record is from RefSeq and is a predicted model, not a curated record. Lineage: Eukaryota; Viridiplantae; Streptophyta; Magnoliopsida; Brassicales; Brassicaceae. Bases 742 to 2775 code for a protein of 677 amino acids. Gene Ontology annotation, molecular function: beta-amylase activity.